AUGCUGCAGAGAUCAAGAGAAACUACACACCAGAAAUCAGACAGUACAAAUGUACCUUCAGUAUUCAUUGUAGACAAUAGAUAUGUUAAGCAGUUGCUGAUAGAUACCUUAGUUGGCUUGCAAGCCAACCUCACACUCCCGUCGAAGCAGCAUGAGGAUUUACGUGGUCUUGGCUCUGGUGGGCGCCGCCUGCGCCGCCGCCCUUCCCCUGGAGGCUCCCGAGCCGGUCCAGGACACCGAGGAAGUGGUGCAAGCCAGAGCCGAGUUCCAGGUCGCCUUGGACGAAGUCCCCGAGGUGGUGGUUCCCGGAGGCGCCCCCGAGCCCGUAGUCGACACGGAGGAGGUUGCCGCCGCCAAGGCCGCCCACCGGCCGCCGUCGACGCCGCCAUCGCCGCCGACGGAUCGCUCCCCGAAGUCGUAGUCCUUGAAGACACCGAAGAAGUGGCUGCCGCCAAGGCCGAGUUCAAGGCCGCCUUCGCCGCCGCCGCCGCCGCCGCAGAGGCCGCCCCCGACGCGCCCGCAGCCACCGUCUACACCGCCGCCGCCCCCGCCGGCGCCGUGGCCAUCCACGCCCCCUUCCUCGCCGGCUCCCCCCUGGUCUCCGGCGCCCCCUUCCUCGCCGGCACGCACGUCGCGGGCGGCGCCCCCCUCGUCUACAACGGACUCGGCUUCCCCGCGGCCGUGCCCUUCGGCCUCCACGGCGUGCCCUUCGGCCUCCACGGCGUGCCCUUCGGCCUCCACGGCGUGCCCUUCGCCCAGGUCGCCGACGAGUGAGCGAGGCCGCGAAAGGCCUUCCUCUUCCUCGCCUGUGAGAUUUUUGUACGAAUUUUUUCUUCUUUUUCGACGAAAAUUGGUUGUAAUUAAUGAUUUUCCUGUGGAAAUAAAUUUGGCUCCUGAACAAUG
Molecule: messenger RNA, 903 nt
Organism: Penaeus monodon (black tiger shrimp)
Lineage: Eukaryota; Metazoa; Arthropoda; Malacostraca; Decapoda; Penaeidae
Source: RefSeq, a predicted model, not a curated record